AUGAAAGGAACUGAAGGCGCCGGUAAGAUCAAAGAGGAGAGCAAGAAGGAAAACGUAGAAGACUCCUUUGAGAAACCAAAGCACGGAGAGCCUCUUGACACCACAGGAAAAGAAGACGCCGUCAAGCCCAUCAAGGUGGAGAGCAUUGAGACCAAGGAGGAGCGCAUGGAAGAAGAUGAAGAAAGCGAAGAUGACGAUGACGACGGCGAUACCCCGUCUACCCUAGACGACGUGUAUGAGGCAUUGGGAGAAGUUACUACACCCGGGUCAACUUGCACAGCAGGUGUUGCCACAUCCCUUCCAGCUCUGCCCGGACUUAACGUAAAGGGUGUUGGGACAGUUCUGCUUCCAGUGACGGACGUUACUGCAUCAGCUCUCAAAGCAGUUGCCAAGCAGGCACCUCAUGGCCAGGGUAUGGAGACUGUUCUAGACACAUCUGCACGAGACACCCUACAGAUUGAUGCUGAUCAAAUCACUCUUGACCAUCCUUGUUGGAACACUUCCCUACGGAAGCUUGUGGACACUGCUGCAACUUCUCUUGGAGUUGCGCCCAGCCUGGUACAACCCCACUUGUACAAACUGCUGCUCUAUGAGACCGGAGGAUUCUUCAAGAAACACAGAGACACAGAGAAAGAAGAUGGCAUGUUUGCUACCUUGGUCAUUCAGCUGCCCAGUGUCUUUCAUUGA
Molecule: messenger RNA, 687 nt
Organism: Seminavis robusta
Lineage: Eukaryota; Bacillariophyta; Bacillariophyceae; Naviculales; Naviculaceae
Source: the annotation of a GenBank genome assembly